AUGACCAUAUCCCUCAAUCAGCAGGCGGCCAAAGCGAGAGACCCGGGGAACACGCGGGAGUCCUCAGCCCAAGAGAAUCAGGCUGUGCAAUCAGCAGCCUCGCGAUCACGCCAUGAUCUUCGGCAAGACGAGAACAUCAUAUCUCGAGAUAGGGCAGUAGAAGCGCCCACGGAGAAACUGAGCUUUGGUACUCACGAGGCGCACCUACCAGUAGCCAUAGUCAUACCAGCGCGACGAUGGUAUUUCAACGAUCUGAGCCAGAAGGUUGAGGCAAAGGUGCUUGGACAGCGGAUCGACCGUGCCGUUACAGCGAAGGCGAAACUAGCUGGGGCACUCAGAUCAGACAUAACAUCUGCAGCCUAUCUUUGCGACGCUUGCUAA
Pseudocercospora fijiensis CIRAD86 is the source of this 381-nucleotide messenger RNA. RefSeq lists its product as uncharacterized. Bases 1 to 381 code for a protein of 126 amino acids. The transcript has 6 exons. The record is from RefSeq and is a predicted model, not a curated record. Lineage: Eukaryota; Fungi; Ascomycota; Dothideomycetes; Mycosphaerellales; Mycosphaerellaceae.